GGCCGUUAGAAGAUUAGGUAACACUAAAGAAAUUAAGCACCCAAUGGAUAGGAUAAAAUCUUAUCCAAAUAUUUGGCUUUACAAUACGGUUGAAUUUGACUAGGUACCAGCACCAAACCAGUCUCUUUUGGCUGUUGGAAAACAGCAAAGCGGGAAAACACCAAUUCAUGGCCCUGUUACGUAAAUCUUCCACUCAAUACUAUUCGAUAGACACCGACUAAACUUUGAUUGACUACUUACCUAACAUGUCUCCAAAGUCGAAACAAAAAUGAAACCAGAAAUUUUGAUGGAGCUUCCUGUCACCUGUAACUCUAAACAUGUGAUAUUCCGUUUGUUCAAGAAAUAAAAAUACAAAUUUAUAUAUUAAUUAAAAACUUAAAUACCAUUGUUUAAGACAAUCAUAAUAAACAAAAUAAAGAUCUUGCCUUGGCUCAAGUAUUUGAAGGCUCCAUUUUGCUUGCGGACACAUUGUCUCAAUGCCAAUACAGGCUUUGACACUGCAUAUCCACAUCGUGCAUGAUGGCCCAAACUUUAAAGACUAGGGCGCUCAGACAUCACAUCCAAGGACCUACAUCAGAAGGGACAGUUGGCCCUGCAUCAGAACUGAGUCCUUGGGCCAGGCAAGGUUGUUUCCUCGCCGCAGCCGGUAUUGGCCAAUUCUUCAAUUAAAAAUGCUGAAUCAGGGCUUCCCUCCUACAAAAAGAAAAACUAUACCAAAAUCUAACCUUUGUACAAAGAAUCACAAUUAAACAGAAAUACAAACUCAACAAGUGCAAUUUGGCAUCAUAAAUGGAAGACAUUAAA
Molecule: messenger RNA, 804 nt
Organism: Rubroshorea leprosula
Lineage: Eukaryota; Viridiplantae; Streptophyta; Magnoliopsida; Malvales; Dipterocarpaceae
Source: the annotation of a GenBank genome assembly